CUUCUCGGCGCUAUAUCACGUCGAACCACGCACAUGUCUCUUCUCACAGCUAGACCAUGUCUCGUCCCAUCUCACAGUCGUCCUCGGCCACCACCAAUGUCGUCUCGCGUACCAUGUCUGUCAAGACAAGCUCCAAGAUUCCGACCCUGAAUCCAAUCCCCGUCUCCGAUGUGCGCCUGUUUGUGACCAACCUGCGCCUGCUCCAGCUCGAUUUACGCGACGAUUGGCCCGACAUUACCGUGCAAACAUUCUCAGCCAAAAAUGCGGACCAGAAGCAACGCAUUAGCGCGACUGAGUGGGCCCUCUUCCACCUGUUCCAGAUAUGGGACCCCAAUGAGACUGCCCAGAAGCUCCAGCCCUUCUUUCCUCCCCUUGAACCCCUACAAUCGCUGAACCUCCGAGCCGCGCUGUACCGAUGUCUGAACGAGCUGAAGAAGACCGGUGUGCCGGGACGAGAGUUUAUACUACGAAAAACUAUGCUGGACGAAUGCAAGGGCGAGAAGUUCUACGAGGUUCUGUCUCUGUUCUCCAACACAGUCCUGAAGAAGGUCCUUGCUGCGCGCAAAGGAAAACCUACGGAUGCGGCAGUUGCACGGGAAUUGGCCAUUGCAUCGACGCUAUCGCCUGAGAAGCAGCAGUCCCUACUGCCACUCGCCAUCGCGCACAGAGGAGCUCUCAUCAAUAUCCUCAGGCACAAGGAAGAGAAGCGGCUACGGCUCUUGGAAUUCGAGCGACUGCUGAACACCAAGUUGGACGAUGUCAAUAGCAGGACACAAAAGUCCAAGGACACACCACAAGCCCAAAGGCCUGCGGUACCACCAAAAGAGGCGGAGGCUGCUAAGAAGCAGUUGAAGGACAACUGGAUUGGCAACCAGAAGUGGCUGGACAUCAUGCUGCAUGGCGACGACGUACAACCAGAGGAUGCGUUCCUAAACAAUCGUUUCGAAAAGGUCUGGCAAAUGGUCGAGACUGGUCAGAAGCUGGAAGAUGCCGCUCCUGAGGCUGGGUUGCUCGAGAACCUGCAGUCAAGGGUGCAAGAACAGCAGACUAGGCUGCAGAAGUGGAAGGACUUCCACGAUGAGCUACGUGAAGAUAACAUGGAAGCCUCUUCCACAAGCGCAAAGGCUCCCGCUGCCCCCAAACAGUUCAAGUUCGACAGCCAUCUAGGCCAUCAACUGCCUUCCUCCAAGCAGAUCGGUGAUAGGCCUGUCCAGCGACAAGCUCUGCGGCCCGCGUAUCAGGAUAUCUUGCUUGAUAUGGAUCACGAGUUGUCUCGCGUCGUUACUGCUAAGCCCAAACGUCCUACUAUUACUCGAUUGGCAAAGGGCACCUCAUCAUCAUUCAACGCCUCGCAAACACUUGUCAAAAGCGAGACUAAUCUAGACGUGGGCUCGAAACCUAAGUUACCGGCAAAACCAGCCCUCCCUACGACAUCCAUUCUUCCCAAGAAAAAGCCUCCGCCAAUACCGCCCAAGCUCGUGCGCCCAAUCUUGUCUUCAACGAAUUCAACUGCGGCACCUGUUUCGGUCUCUCCUAAAGCUCUUCCAACGAAGCAAGAGUCCCCAGCACCAGAGGCACACGAUGCGAAGACUCCUAGUCCUGCCUCAAGCCCACUGCCUGCAACCGAUAAAACACCUUCUCCCUCCCGAGACCCCGCACCCACAUACGCCCUCCAACCCCCAACCCCAAUGUUCGAGCCGCCAUCCCUCGACCCCGAGGAAGCCCUCGCCGAGCAAAUCAUAGAUGCAAUGGGCAACGCCACGCCCUCCCCCGUCAAAAAGCCCCAACCCCGAAUGUCAAUGUCGCUCAUGGAACGCACCCGCAUGACGCUAUCCCGCACGCCUUCCUUCGACCCCUACCCCGUUCCAGAGUCCCCCGACCUCUCCCUGCCAACCAUCUCAGCCCCAGAAUCAGACGCAGACGCAGAUGCAGACGUCGACCGCACAAUCUCCCUCGUCGAACGCACACGCCUCACAAUGGCAACCCGCCCCCGCGCCUCCCUCGCUGCAAACACACUCGCAAAAGAUACAAGCAAGUCUAGAUCCCGCGACUCGCUUUUCCCUGUGAACCAGUUCGAUACACCGCGCACCAGGCGGAGCUUCGAGCUCAUGGAGCAGAGCAAGAGUAGCGAGAAGACGCCGAAGGAGACCCUGUUUAGCGACGAGGUCGACUAUGAUCGCGUGUUUAAGAGUCGGCCCAGGAUUGCUACGUCGCCGAUUUUUAGCCCGACGGGGGAUGGGGAUGUCGACAGACGAUUGGGCGAGUUCGACGACGACGAGUUUGAGGGAGAGGUUACGGGCAUUGAUCUGGCGGAUGUGGAUCGGUCCGAGGAUGAGGAGGAUGGGGAGGGGUUUACUAUGGCGUGGAAGGAUAGUCCUAGUCGACGGGCGGGAGCUACGAAGGGCGUGUAUUGAUCGAUGUGUUCUACAUUAUGUACGGUUUUAGAUUAAAAAGUAGAUUGUUGCCUAGCGGGACGGAGUUUAUGUUGUAUACACGCUUUACGAUAUAUCCAUUUGAUAACAAUUCGAGACACGGGAAUUCACGUUCACGUCUAUCGCGCAGGUUUUCGUGAGGAGAGUAACCGAGAUGUAGAUUAGGGG
Dothidotthia symphoricarpi CBS 119687 is the source of this 2600-nucleotide messenger RNA. RefSeq lists its product as uncharacterized. NCBI's taxonomy places the organism in Eukaryota, Fungi, Ascomycota, Dothideomycetes, Pleosporales, Dothidotthiaceae. The record is from RefSeq and is a predicted model, not a curated record. The transcript is spliced from 2 exons. Bases 57 to 2414 code for a protein of 785 amino acids.